Colletotrichum destructivum is the source of this 1436-nucleotide messenger RNA. RefSeq lists its product as uncharacterized. The transcript has 2 exons. NCBI's taxonomy places the organism in Eukaryota, Fungi, Ascomycota, Sordariomycetes, Glomerellales, Glomerellaceae. The record is from RefSeq and is a predicted model, not a curated record. Bases 125 to 1093 code for a protein of 322 amino acids.
UCGUCAGCACACUACCAAUUUCUCGUCUUCCACCGUGUAGACACCUUCGAGCCCAUCCACUUUCAAUUGUAUAAGUCGCGAUUAUCAUCGUCGCAUACAUCCGAUCCUCUCCGUUACCGUCACCAUGAACAAAAAUUGGAAUGAUAGGGCCGACAAGGACCUUUUCUUCACUAUCCUCUCCGUCAAGAACAUUGGCGUCAUCAGCGGCUCGGAAUGGACCACCAUCGGCAACCACAUGCGCACCCUGGGUUAUGGCUUUACCAACGAGGGUUGUAGGCAACACUUCCAAGGUCUUCGUCGCGCUCAGCACAAGGCCGAGACCAGUGGGAGCCCGGACAGCUCUCGGAAGGUUGAUCCUACCUUGAACCCGAUUACUCGACGUCCUGGUCCAGGUCGUGGAAGGCCCAAAAAGCAGCCCCAGCAACCUGCGCCGAUGUCGAUUCCUGCUCUUCCUGGUCAAACUAGCCAACUGGGCCAACCUGGUCAACCCGGUCAGUCGGGUCAGUUUGGGCCUGCCCAAGAAUUUCACGACAGUCAACUCUCUCUUCCAGAACAGGCCGAUGAUCAGCCCGAACACCAGCCAGAACACCAGCCCGAACAACAAGCCGAUCACAAACAGGACAGCCAACAAGACCAUCAGCCCGAGCAUCAGCCCGAGCAUCAGCCCGAGCAUCAGCCCGAGCAUCAGCCCGAGCAUCAGCCCGAACGCCAGCUCGACCAUCAGCUUGAUCACCAGCCCGGCCACCAGCACGAUCAUGAGCAGUCAAUACAAGAAGACCAGUCCCAUGAACAGCCACCCGCAAUGCCCGAUGGCCUUGAUGCGUUGCCAGAAUCCUUGGAUCUCCCUCUUAAGGAGGACUCACUCGACUUGUCCCUCAAGGAAGACAACGAUGACGAGCAGGAUGGCCACGAUGCUAAGAGAAUAAAGCUCGACAACCCCCCUCAGGACCCGUCUCUUGUUGAUGACGAAGCUGUCUUAGCUCUGGCCGCCCACAGCGAUGCCCCUUCCGUUGACGGCUACGCUUCCGAGUAUCCAACAGCUGGUCUUACUGGGUCAGACUCGCACAGCUUUAGCUAUGGUGGCGAGGUGUAGGAGAAAGAUAUGGCCCCAUUGGCAGCUGCUAGUAUGGUCGAGGGCCCAUUCAGCGGCAAUUCAAGUCAAGACUUGCCACCAGAUCCACAAGGCCAGGCAAAUUGACAUUCCUGCCCCGUAUCAGUUUUGUCAGAUCAAGGCGUUUUGCAUCAAAGCGGUAGCGGCAUCAGAAGCGAGGUUAUGAACACGAUUAGGUGCUUGGAGUUCGGUUCGAUUGACUAUUUCCUUUUUCUCUCAUAUUCCAGUGUAUAAAGAACUUGUCUCAGGCUGGCAUUGAACGUUUGUCUCCGUCGAGAUUACAGUCUCUGACUGGAGAAGAAAUACACAAGAGUCUGCUAGCCAC